AUGGUCUUCUAUGAUGCUGAAAUGAAGUUCCAUGAUUCAUUCCAUAGAGUUUGGCUCUUAACAAGCAGAAGAAAUUCAUCCACCACAAUCAAUUCUUCCACAAGAAGCAUUCUCAAGGCUUCCACCCCAAGAUUCAUGAAGACAUUUGGUUUAAGUUCAGACAUGGAAUGUGUCAACUCUUCUGUAUGUGGACAUGGUAGCAAAGAUUCUCACUCUGAAAGAGUGAUUCUCGCCCCUACACUUGAGAGCGUCGAGCACGUCAACAACUACAUGCUGUCAAAGCUUCCUGGUGUCGAGAGAGAGUACUUGAGCUACGAUACCCCGUGUAGAUCGGAUGAAGAUUCUGAGGUUCACGCGGAGUGGUUCACCUCUGAGUUUUUAAACGACGUUCAGUGCUCGGGAAUUCCAAACCACAGACUGAUAUUAAAAGUUGGAGUUCUGAUCAUGCUUCUACGAAACAUAGACCAAGCAGCCGGUCUGUGUAAUGGGACCCGGUUUAGAGUCACUCAUCUUACUCAGUAUAUAAUUGUUGCGACUGUUUUAUCAGGAAUCAGGCUGGGUAAAAAUGAGUACAUUCCGAGGAUAACCUUAACGCCUUCUGACUCUGGUCUUCCCUUCAAGUUCUCUCGAAGGCAGUUCCCGGUGACUUUAUGCUUUGCGAUGACUAUAAACAAGAACCAGGGCCAGUCUCUUUCUCAUGUCGGUUUCUACCUUCCGAGGCCUGUGUUUACUCAUGGACAGCUGUAUGUCGCUCUCUCAAGGGUGAAGUCUAGAAAAGGUCUGAAGGUACUCAUUGUGGAUGAACAAGGGGUAGUUUCGAGCUCCACGCGCAAUGUUGUCUACAAAGAAGUUUUUGAGAACGUGUGA
This is a messenger RNA of Lotus japonicus, 867 nucleotides long. RefSeq lists its product as uncharacterized. Lineage: Eukaryota; Viridiplantae; Streptophyta; Magnoliopsida; Fabales; Fabaceae. The transcript has 3 exons. The record is from RefSeq and is a predicted model, not a curated record. The coding region runs from base 1 to 867 and encodes 288 amino acids.